Molecule: messenger RNA, 1551 nt
Organism: Silurus meridionalis
Lineage: Eukaryota; Metazoa; Chordata; Actinopteri; Siluriformes; Siluridae
Source: the annotation of a RefSeq genome assembly
GUGACAAUCACGCGCUGAUUUUUCUCAACUAACCAUAAAGACAUUGGCACCCUUUACCUAGUAUUUGGUGCCUGAGCCGGAAUAGUCGGCACAGCCUUAAGUCUCCUAAUCCGAGCAGAGCUAGCCCAACCUGGCGCCCUCCUGGGUGAUGAUCAAAUCUAUAACGUCAUCGUUACUGCUCACGCCUUUGUAAUAAUCUUCUUUAUAGUAAUACCAAUUAUGAUCGGAGGAUUUGGAAACUGGCUUGUACCCCUCAUGAUCGGGGCACCGGACAUGGCCUUCCCCCGAAUAAAUAACAUAAGCUUCUGGCUUCUCCCUCCCUCCUUCCUACUACUACUAGCCUCCUCUGGAGUUGAAGCAGGGGCAGGAACAGGGUGGACCGUUUACCCCCCUCUUGCAGGAAACCUUGCCCAUGCAGGAGCUUCUGUAGAUUUAACAAUCUUUUCACUACAUCUAGCAGGUGUGUCCUCUAUUCUUGGAGCCAUUAAUUUCAUUACAACUAUCAUUAACAUGAAGCCCCCAGCCAUCUCACAGUACCAAACACCUUUAUUUGUGUGGGCCGUACUAAUUACAGCAGUCCUUUUGCUCCUAUCCCUGCCAGUCCUGGCCGCAGGGAUCACAAUACUUCUGACUGACCGAAACUUAAAUACUACCUUCUUCGACCCGGCAGGGGGAGGAGAUCCAAUCCUUUACCAACAUCUUUUCUGAUUUUUCGGACACCCAGAAGUCUACAUUCUGAUUCUACCCGGAUUUGGAAUAAUUUCUCAUAUUGUGGCCUACUAUGCCGGUAAAAAAGAACCAUUCGGCUACAUGGGAAUGGUCUGAGCUAUAAUGGCCAUUGGUCUCCUAGGCUUCAUCGUAUGGGCCCAUCACAUAUUCACAGUAGGAAUAGACGUAGACACACGGGCAUACUUUACAUCCGCAACAAUAAUUAUCGCAAUCCCAACAGGGGUUAAAGUAUUUAGCUGAUUAGCCACCCUCCACGGAGGGUCUAUUAAAUGAGAAACGCCAAUACUAUGGGCUCUCGGGUUUAUUUUCCUAUUUACAGUUGGAGGGCUCACCGGAAUUGUAUUAGCCAACUCAUCCCUAGAUAUUGUAUUACAUGACACCUACUAUGUCGUAGCCCACUUUCACUACGUUCUAUCGAUGGGGGCCGUAUUUGCAAUCAUAGGAGCUUUCGUUCACUGAUUCCCCCUUUUUACAGGCUACACAAUGCACGACACCUGAACAAAAAUUCACUUUGGAACUAUAUUUGUAGGCGUAAAUCUUACCUUCUUCCCCCAACACUUCCUAGGCCUAGCCGGAAUACCACGGCGGUACUCAGACUACCCAGACGCAUACUCACUAUGAAAUAUUGUCUCGUCCAUCGGCUCCUUAAUCUCCCUAGUAGCAGUCGUAAUAUUCUUAUAUAUCCUAUGAGAAGCUUUCACCGCCAAACGAGAAGUACUCUCCGUUGAAUUAACUGCCACAAACGUAGAAUGACUGCACGGAUGUCCUCCUCCCUACCACACAUUUGAGGAACCAGCAUUCGUACAAGUACAGACAAACUAA